This is a messenger RNA of Annulohypoxylon maeteangense, 2079 nucleotides long. RefSeq lists its product as uncharacterized. Gene Ontology annotation, biological process: cell differentiation; anatomical structure morphogenesis; negative regulation of transcription by RNA polymerase II. The record is from RefSeq and is a predicted model, not a curated record. The coding region runs from base 1 to 2079 and encodes 692 amino acids. Lineage: Eukaryota; Fungi; Ascomycota; Sordariomycetes; Xylariales; Hypoxylaceae. The transcript has 3 exons. Gene Ontology annotation, molecular function: DNA-binding transcription factor activity, RNA polymerase II-specific; RNA polymerase II cis-regulatory region sequence-specific DNA binding.
AUGGCAAUGAGUCGUCGAGAUGAUAGAGAGGAACAGCCAGCAUCAGAAAAGACAGCACCGUCAUCAAGGUCAAAUCUCCUAUCAGCAUCAAGCACACACCCCCCUGAUGAUCCAACCGAAACUACAAAACCGCAUCGAAAACGGGCAUACUCUAUUGACGUCGAAGAGGCGAACCAACCCCGAAUCCAAGAUCUUCGACUCUAUACUCCUAACACAGCAACAUCGAACGCGAGUGAUGGGCCUAGGGAGUUGAUAUGCCUCUGUACGAAGGCACCUAAAGUUCCAAGACCACGAAAUGCGUUUAUCCUUUAUCGGCAACACUACCAAGGCCAGGUCGCCGCUCGGCAUCCGGGACUUGCCAACCCGGAGAUUUCUAAGCUCAUCGGCGAGCAGUGGCGAGAACAGCCCGAAGAGAUAAAAAAUAAUUGGAAGAGGCUCGCCGAAGAAGAGAAAAUUCGCCACCAACGCCAAUACCCCGACUACAGAUACCAGCCCCGACGAGGAGGCAAGACUGCUAGUAGUAGGCCCUUGCCCGCGACCGGUGAGGAUCCAGGCCAUUGUCCAAAGUGUGGUGGCCGUUAUAUUGCGACUCCAAGAACGCCUUCUACCCCUUUCAGUGCGGCGACACCAGAUAUUGUGAGACCAACAUCAAAUAUGCCUCCUUAUGUAACACCAAAUCCUCGUGUGAUUGAGACGGACCAUCUCCGGCGUGGAUCUGCUUCCAGUGCGAUGUCACUUGACCACGACCGUAGGUAUACGCAACCGCAGUUACAUAACAUCGAAGAUGACUACUCGAUGAUGUCCCCAAUGGCAGCACCGGUGGAUCCCAAACGACGCCGGUUUAACGGGCCGAACAUCUUUGUCCCUGGAUCGCCUCCUAUGGGUUAUAUUUCGGCGGACCCCCCGGCUGGUUAUGGACCCGGUCCAUUACCUAGACCGGGUGUACAAUAUCAUCAGCCUAAUUACGCCAAUCACCCUCAUAUGCAACCUCCACCACGGCCUCCAAUGGCGUACCAGCCAGUUCAGACGUCGAGCCGCCCUAGUAAUGCAUUUGAUGAGUCGCUUCGAUUACCCCCCUUACAAACCCAGAUUCCAAACUCGCCCGCGGUGAGCUCAGAGGCAGGAUCGGCACGCGGAGCAUCAGCCGUUCAAUCUACCCAUGGCACUGGCUUGGGAAUUGUUAACGGAGGAAACGUUCCUACGAGGCAACAGCCGCAACCACAAACACAGCCACAACAGGUACCUCCGCGUUGGUCAUUCUUAUUGAAGCUCGAGAUAUUGCGGUCGAUUGGACCUCCUCUAAAACCACCAGGUCCUGGAGGACCCAUUUUUGAAACGAGAGGGCCUCUUAUUGUUGUUGAAGGUGCAGCCUCUUCCAUACUAAAGGAAGUGGCUUCUGUGGUGGAGAAGGCGUUAUCCGUCUCGGGAGAAUACGCCGUGAAGACUUGGACAGAUGAUACCCAGGCACAGUCGAGCGGAGGAGAAACAGAUGGAAAUAAAAGUAGUAAUGGAAACGAAAACAAACAAUUAGCAGAAAAGAGCACCUCGAAACGAUCGGGACUCAUGAGCCCACUAGCAACUUAUGUCGCCAGAAUGUUGAAGUGGCAUAAGACAUCCGAAGACUUGAUCAAGUACAUGACGAGUCAUCCACCGCCAAUAAGCGGGACAGAUACUGAGAUGGGAGAAGGCGAUAAAUCCGCCGAAGACAUGUCCUCGAAGCCCAAUGCUAGAUUGCCAGUUGCGGUCGUAUCAGACGGCUAUAGUCUGACUGUCUCAGACAGAUAUGCCAGCUCGUUGCAUGUCAAUGAUGCAUACCGUGCAGACGACCACUGGCAAUGGGUAGCAACGUUGUGGCGUGGGAUCAUAGGAGCAGAUCUGACUAUAUAUGUCAAGAAAGCUGUUGAGCCAGCAGAGAUCCAAGGAAAUAACUGCGUCGAAUUCAUAAACUCAGCUGUCAUGGUACUGCGCAUGGCUGAGAAUAAGGGCGUAGAUGAGAAGCUAGAGCGGCGGCUCGGCUUUGAGAUACUCGAGUGGGUGCGGAACGGUAGUUUCAGGGCUGGCUUUGCGACACGGUCAUAG